UGGAUCUGUCUUUGUCGGAUUAUCCACUUCGCCAUGUCUUCUCUUCACUUAAUAUCUGUUCCGUUGUUGUUGUGUGUUUUUAAAUUAGAUGAAAGUAGUAAAGAACUAAACUUUGGUAGUUAGACCAGUGUCUUAUUGAUCCGAUUCUUAUUGCUAACAGGUUUUUGUUGGUUUUCGACUCGACCGAUUAUUUAACAGAAAGUGAUUUGCUUUUUCUUCUAGAAUCUGUAUAAUUGUGUUGUGACAAGUAAUUUGUUCAAGUUAAUCUGUAUAGUUGUGCUGAUAAGAGAAAGCACUGUAUCUGAUAGAAGAAUCAUUGAAGAAGAACUAGUGAACACAAGGAAUAUGGGAACUCACAUCAAUUUCAACAGCUUAGGAGGUGGUGGAAGUUACCAGAUGAAGCCAACAGAUAGUCCCAAUCCCCUGGCGAGACAGUCCUCUGUUUACUCCCUAACCUUUGAUGAGCUUCAGAGCACAUUCGGUGGACCGGGGAAAGAUUUAGGGUCUAUGAACAUGGAUGAGCUCCUGAAAAGCAUAUGGACUGCUGAAGAAGCUCAGGCCAUGACUUCUUCAGCUGCUACAGCGGUUGCGCAACAUGGUGGUGGGAAUCUCCAGAGGCAAGGCUCGUUGACAUUGCCUAGAACGAUUAGUCAGAAGACUGUUGAUGAGGUCUGGAAAUUUCUGAUCACCAAGGAUGGUGAAAUGGGAGGUAGCAGCAAUGGUGAGUCUAAUGCACAACAGACUUUAGGGGAGAUGAAGAUUGAGGACUUUCUGUUUCGCGCUGGAGUUGUAAGAGAAGAUAACAACGAGUUUUAUGGUAACAACGGUUCUGCUGAAGGGCUAGGCUUUGGAUUUGGUCAGCUAAAUCAAAACAACAUAUCAUUCAAUGGCACUAAUGAUUCCAUGAUCUUGAAUCAGCCACCUGGUUCAUGCCUCAAAGUGGGUGGUACAACUCAGCACCAGCGGAUGCCUCAAACCAUUUUUCCUAAACAAACAAACGUAGAAUUUGCUGCGUCUGUGUGUAUGGUCAACAAGGGCUUCACUGGGGCUGUGAACAAUGAUAAUGGAUUAGCUAGUUUCAGAGGAGAAGGGGUUAAAAUUGCAGCGACAUCACCAGGGACAAGCAGCGCGGAGAAUAACUCUCUGUCACCAGUUCCUUAUGUGCUUAACCGAGGAAGAAGAAGCAAUACGGGUGUAGAGAAGGUUAUCGAGAGGAGGCAAAGGAGGAAGAUCAAGAACAGGGAAUCAGCUGCUAGAUCUAGAGCUCGGAAGCAAGCUUAUACCUUGGAACUGGAAGCCGAAAUUGAAAAGCUCAAGAAAGUGAAUCAAGAAUUGCAGAGAAAACAGGCUGAAAUGAUGGAGAUGCAGAAGAAUGAGGUGAAUGAACCGAGGGGCAGCAAGAGGCAGUGCCUGAGAAGGACACUAACCGGUCCUUGGUAAAAUCAGAAUGUAACAACAUGUACCGAGCAUACCAGACACCGGUUUGCAUGGGAAUAAUGUAAUAGGAGAUAGUGGUGCUACCUGUACAGGAGAUUAAGAGAAAUUUUAUUAAGUGAGAAUCUCAGGUUAUACAGUAGAAGUAUCAUAUUAUGUUUUGUGCCCUGGCCUUCAUUAGUCUAGCUAUAUACUCUGUUUUGUGCUUUCUAGUUUUAUGGAGUUUUCUACAAGCGUUUUUUAUA
This is a messenger RNA of Brassica napus (rape), 1679 nucleotides long. RefSeq names its product ABSCISIC ACID-INSENSITIVE 5-like protein 7. Gene Ontology annotation, cellular component: nucleus. Gene Ontology annotation, molecular function: DNA-binding transcription factor activity. The transcript has 5 exons. Bases 346 to 1440 code for a protein of 364 amino acids. The record is from RefSeq and is a predicted model, not a curated record. Gene Ontology annotation, biological process: positive regulation of DNA-templated transcription. NCBI's taxonomy places the organism in Eukaryota, Viridiplantae, Streptophyta, Magnoliopsida, Brassicales, Brassicaceae.